AGGGGUACAGAAAGGGGAAACUGCAGCUGAUUUGCUGAUGUCAGGCAGCCAGUGCAGCAUUUCAUGGUGCAGGGUGGAAACGCGCGGUGCUAUCUGCUUUCAAUCCGUGCUCUCAGUGAAUACCCGCUCCUCCCUCCCCCCCAAAAAAAAUUUUUUUUUUCUUUUCUUUAAAACAAAAAGGAGAAAACCUCACACAUGCGAGCCCGACAGGAAAGAUGCCGCCAGCUCUUAGGAUUUGGGCUCUGCUGUGUGUGUCGCUGUGCAGCCUGUGUCAGCCCGCUGAUCUGAAAAAGGCUUUCCGAUGUCCUUCAACAUGCAGCUGCACCAAGGAGUCCAUCAUAUGCGUCGGGUCCUCCAACAUCCUGAGGAGUGCCCCCAACGAAAUCACUUCACUGAGUAUCGUCAAUGGGACUUUCUCUGAUGUCAGAGAGGCAAUGUUUGCCCACAUGCCCACCCUCCAGCUACUACUUUUGAAUUCUAACUCCCUGACAACUAUAAGAGAUGAUGCUUUCUCAGGCCUUCCACAUCUGGAGUACCUGUUCAUUGAGAGCAACAAACUGGAGACGACAUCUAAAUAUGCCUUCAGAGGACUCCGGGACUUGACUCACUUGUCUUUGGCAAACAACAACAUAAAAUUCCUACCCAGGGACGUUUUCAUUGACCUGGACUCGCUGAUAGAGCUGGACUUGCGAGGCAACGCCUUUGAGUGCGACUGCAGAGCCAAAUGGCUCAUGAUGUGGCUGAAGAGCACCAACGCCACGGUGUCGGAUGUCGUGUGUGCCGGACCGGAGGACAUGAAGGGCAGGCGCCUCAAUGACAUGAGCAGCCUGCACGAUGAGUGCACCUCGACGGAUUUUGUCCUUCAUCAGUCUGUGGCGUCUGAGUCACUGUCUGUUGACACAUUCAGCUUCAAGAAUGAUGUCUAUGUGACUAUUGCUGCUCCCAGCACAGACAGCUGUAUGGUUCUACAAUGGGACCACAUUGAAAUGAACUUCAGGACGUAUGACAAUAUCACAGGUCAGUCCAUUGUUGGUUGCAAGUCAGUUAUCAUCCAGGAUGAGGUUUACGUCAUUGUGGCUCAGCUGUUUGGUGGUUCCCAUAUUUACAAGUUUGAUGAUGACCAAAGCAGGUUUAACAAGUUCCAGGACACUGAAGUGUCCAAGAUCUCCAAACCCAAUGACAUCGAGGCAUUUCAGAUUGGAUCAGACUGGUUCUUUGUUAUUGCUGACAGCUCCAAGGCUGGCUUGUCAACCCUCUACAAGUGGAAUGAUAACGGUUUUUACUCAUACCAAUCCUUGCAUGAGUGGUUCCGUGACACAGAUGCAGAGUUCCUGAACUUAGACGGGAAGGCUCAUCUAAUCCUGGCAAGUCGCUCGCAGGUUCCAGUGAUCUACCAGUGGAGCCGGAACAACCAGAAAUUCAUCCUGCAAGGUGAUAUCCCCAGCAUGGAGGAUGUAGUAGCGGUGAAACACUUCCGGAUUAAGGAGGAGCUCUACCUUGCCAUGACUCGCUACAUUGGUGACUCCAAGGUCCUAAAAUGGGGACCCAAACAGUUUUCAGAGAUCCAGGCAGUACCGUCCCGAGGCUCCAUGAUCCUGCAGCCGUUUUCGUUCAAGGAUCGUUACUACUUGGCUUUGGGAAGUGACUACACCUUCUCACAAAUCUACCUGUGGGAUGACGACAAGAAAGUCUUUGACCGUUUCAAGGAGGUGUACAUCCAGGCACCGCGCUCAUUUACUGUGGUCUCCACUGACCGCAGGGACUUUAUAUUUUCCUCUAGCUUCAAGGGGAACACGCUGAUCUAUGAACACAUCAUUAUUGACCUGACCUUGUGAGGGGCAUGCCUUAUUGUCCCUCAUAGAACCAAUUGUCUUCCAUUCAAAGGAUAAGUGACUGAAAAAAGGAACAAGACUUUAAAAAUUGGUAAAUUCCAUUACAUUUAUUGUCAUAACUCAUAUUAGAGCUUGGUGAAGCAUUGGAUUGACUUGUUCCUAACAGAUGUCCAUCUUGAUAGAUCCAUGAGCUAUAAUAACUCCAAGAAUCUUUACUUUUUCUCUGAUUGUUGCCAACUGAGGACACAGUAGACAUGUUUGCCUCCUUCAUGACUUUAAGGCCUGUGAUGUACGUUAUGCUGUCCUUUCAGAGUAGAAGUGCAAUGCUCUGAUGGACUUAUAGUGCCUCCUCCUGGCCAUGAUGAAGUAUCACACCCUGUUUUUCCUUACAGGGAAUCUCUUGAAAGCACAAACCUUUAACAAUUAUGGCUGAGAUCUUAGAAUGUAGCUGAUUAGUGGAAACAUUACUGUAGGUGCUAUUUGCUGUAAUAUACACAGCAAGUUAAUUAAAUGUUAAUAAAUGGUUGUUUCAAGAAGUUCAGGAUAUAGAUGAUUCCACCUCAGAUAAAGUUACUUGGAUGGAGAGUUCUCAUUUUGUUCCAACUUUAGAUCAGAGGAUGUAUGUGUGUUCAUCAGGUAAAUUUGACAUAUUUUCAAGUCUAAAAAAGGUUUGUUGGUUUGUGACAUAAGAGUUUUUUAAGCAUCUGAAAGAAAAAAAGAAAUGUAAAUAUAUCCAGUGAAACUGAGAGCUUCUCUCUUUUCUGUUCUUUAAAAAAAACCUGAAUGUUGACCUCUUACCAAGUGUACAUAUAAUUAGGACUGCAAUGCCACUACCUGUUCUCAAAAGUCUUGCACUUACUAACAAAAAUCUGUUGUUACUGCAGCCUGCAACAGCAUGACGUUUAGAAAAGGAAUAACUUAUUUUUAGAGAAACAUGACAAAGCCUUUAAGUGCUUUAAAAUGGGAUGAAUUGCGUUGCAAGUAAAAAAUGAAAUAUGCAAGCUUUAUAAUUCUUUCGUAAGAUCCUGUUUGAAGCUUAUUGAAUGUUUCUCUUAAAAACUGGUGUACAUUCAUUGAAUUGAGUAUUGAAAUAAAUGUGAAAAGAUA
This is a messenger RNA of Girardinichthys multiradiatus, 2939 nucleotides long. RefSeq names its product leucine-rich repeat LGI family, member 2a (gene lgi2a). Bases 216 to 1835 code for a protein of 539 amino acids. The transcript has 8 exons. Gene Ontology annotation, biological process: inhibitory synapse assembly. NCBI's taxonomy places the organism in Eukaryota, Metazoa, Chordata, Actinopteri, Cyprinodontiformes, Goodeidae. Gene Ontology annotation, molecular function: protein binding. The record is from RefSeq and is a predicted model, not a curated record.